GGGCCGGCAGGUGGGGCGUGCGGGGCCCCGCCCCUCCCGGGGCGGGGCCGAGCGGUGACAUUGGGGCACUCGGGCUCGGCCGCGGUGGCUGCGGGUGGUGGCGCCAUGUGGGGCUGCGCCGACCGGGCUGUUAAAGUUCUGGAAAGAAAUGUUCCCUCAAUUCUGCGGAUGGCUAGAGGAAUGGAUUUGAAGAUACAGAGAAGGCUUUGCAGCAAGCCCCAGGAAGAGAGUCAGCCUCAGCCACGAAGCCGAUCUACUUUAAGGGUACCUGGACACAAGCCUACAGACUGGGAGAAAAGGUUUUUGUUGUGGGCAGGCCAUUUCAAAAAAGCAGAGGAUAUACCAGAAACUGUCUCGAUUGAAACAAUCAGAGCAGCAAAGACUACACUGCGUGUGAAGUUCAGCUAUGUAAUGAUUGCCUUGACAAUACUGGGCUGCAUAAUCAUGGUGAUUAGAGGGAAGCAGGCUAUGAAAAGGCAUGAAUCUCUUAUAAGCAUAAACUUGGAGAAGAAAGCUCAAUGGAGAGAGGAAGCUGCUCAGAGUACAUCUGCUAAACCCUAGAGGAAAAGGAAAGAAAGACCAAGGAUUGGGGAAGAAACAACGUCCUUUUCAGCACCAUGAGGAGGAUAUAGUUGUAUUUUUCCUAUAUGUUAGUUAUGUACUUGUGUUCAAGAAAGAAUGAAUACAUGAUCUUGUAAUCAUUAAAAACAGAAACAUCUAUUUUC
Messenger RNA from Dromaius novaehollandiae (emu), 725 nucleotides. It is a transcript of the gene FAM162A, whose product is annotated as family with sequence similarity 162 member A. The record is from RefSeq and is a predicted model, not a curated record. Gene Ontology annotation, cellular component: mitochondrion. Gene Ontology annotation, biological process: neuron apoptotic process; cellular response to hypoxia; positive regulation of release of cytochrome c from mitochondria. The transcript has 5 exons. Bases 106 to 561 code for a protein of 151 amino acids. Lineage: Eukaryota; Metazoa; Chordata; Aves; Casuariiformes; Dromaiidae.